Molecule: messenger RNA, 349 nt
Organism: Racocetra fulgida
Lineage: Eukaryota; Fungi; Glomeromycota; Glomeromycetes; Diversisporales; Gigasporaceae
Source: the annotation of a GenBank genome assembly
AUGAAUAGUGAUAACGAAUAUGACGAACCUGUUUAUGAUGAACCCAUUUAUGAUGAACCCGUUAAUGAUAAAACCGUUAAUGAUGAAACCGUUAAUGAUGAAAAUGAUGACGUCCAAGAAAUUAAUGAACCUCCUAAUAUAUUUGCCGUGAGAAAAACCCCAAGAAAAUCUGCAGAUGAAUCAAGUUCAAAAAAAGUUAAAGUAAAUAUUAAUAAAUCGGCUAAUUCUAUAUCCAAAAAGUCUUACGUUUGGGAUUACUUUAAAAAUGAAAAUGAUCGUGACUAUUGCAAAAUAUUAGUUUUUCGAGUGGGUGUAGAAGUUGAAUGUGGAACAAAUUAUAAGCAUGAUG